UCGAUCCUUGAACACUUUGGCUCCGUCCAUCAGCUCAAUAGUGUGCUUCUCCAGACUGGUGGUACCUAAGCCAUCCCUCUCGAAAGUCAAGAACUGCUGCUUGAUCUCCUCCAGCUCUUGUUCCUCGGCCUUGGAAAGCGUCCAGGACUCGGGAUCGGGUUUCUCCUCAUCGUCAUCCUCGACCUCCGCGUAGUGUUCCAUCUCCCUGGCGUGUAAUUCUUCGGCCUUCUUCACGCCUUCCGAAUCGAUGUGGCCUAUAAUCGCUGGGGCCAGUCCGAAUGCUUGCCAAAAAUCCACUCCAAAAUAAGCUGGCUGCUCCAGAGGCCGUACGGACUGCGGAUAAGUACUUCUGGACGGGCACAUCCAAGGCCUCGACCAGCUCUCUGCCACCUUUUCCAAGCAGACUCACACUCGCUCCAGUGUCCAACAACCCCGUCAGUUGCUUGGUCAGAACUCGGACUGCGGCGAACGGUCUGGGAUCUCGCGAUAAACUGCGCCUCACGGCGGCCACUGCUUCGCGUCGGCAGUUCCGACGUUUGCGAAAUCGGUCCCUGGCCUUUUGCACCUUGCGAGACACCAUACGCAUCCCGCCUAACUGGUGCUCUGAGAAGAUCCUGUUCCUGGUCUCAAGAUACCGCCGCAUCCUCUCCGCAUAA
Molecule: messenger RNA, 656 nt
Organism: Drosophila elegans
Lineage: Eukaryota; Metazoa; Arthropoda; Insecta; Diptera; Drosophilidae
Exons: 2
Coding region: 279-656 (125 amino acids)
Source: RefSeq, a predicted model, not a curated record